Zootermopsis nevadensis is the source of this 4773-nucleotide messenger RNA. Its product is annotated as E3 ubiquitin-protein ligase LRSAM1. Lineage: Eukaryota; Metazoa; Arthropoda; Insecta; Blattodea; Termopsidae. Gene Ontology annotation, cellular component: cytoplasm. The record is from RefSeq and is a predicted model, not a curated record. Gene Ontology annotation, molecular function: protein binding.
CUGUAACUCACUGAUAUUAUUCUCUGUGGUGAUGUGUUCUCGUAGUAAUAAAUAUUUGUAUGUUUUAAUGUUUGAGAGCUGAAGUGUUUGGUUGACAAAGUAUGCAGUAGAAUGAAAUAGAUUAUAUUGUGUUUGACUCUGUGCCACUUACUUCGUGAUGAACCAGUUUAUCUGCAUUUAGAAUACUAAUGUUCAGAUUUAAAUUGAAUUAAAUGUCUCGUCACCUGAAUGUGGACGUAAGGAAGUGUCAUGGAGAGGAAGAGUGUAAAUAACAACGUUAUAACCGUAGAAAUAGUAAAAAAUACUGCCAUUAUAUUCAAUCAAAUUUAUGUAUGAAACUUUGCUCUGUAAAUAAGAUUGCGAAAUUAACAAAAAUGCCAUUAAAUCUCUUCAGCAAGAAAGGAAAUAAAGGUGUUGAUUACAAGUCAAGGUUGGAACACAAAUUGUAUCUAGCCCGAGAAAACCCAGAACCAGUAUUUGAUGUGUCUGAUUGUGGUUUAAAGACGGUUCCAUCAGGCAUAUAUUCAUUAUGCAAGGUGUUCAGAAAAGAAGCUUUGUAUCUUCAGGAGAAUCAGCUGGCAUCCUUAGCAGGUGGGGGGUACCUACAUGAUUUAUCAAUGAUACAGAUAUUAGAUUUACAUUCAAACUGUUUUGUAUACUUACCAGAUGAAAUUGGACAUUUGAAAAAUCUCAGGGUGUUGAACAUCAGCUCAAACCAGUUGAAACUACUUCCAAAUUCAAUAGGACAGUUGGAGAGAUUACGUAUUUUGAACAUUUCAUCCAAUUGUUUGAAAGCCUUACCUGACUCAAUAGGGAACUUGAAAUGGCUGCAGCAUUUGGAUCUGCAUGAUAACAAGUAUCUGAAAGUGCUGCCAGCUUCAUUAGCUCAGUCAGCCAGUCUCAGAGAUCUUACUUUAGAUUCUGAAAGGUUUGCAUAUCCACCAGAAGAGAUUGCUGUGCAAGGCAUUUUUGCCAUAAUGCAGUUCUUAUCUGAAGAGCUGGGUGUGGAUUACAUCUCUCAAUCUGAUUCCGUGGAUAAGGUUCGUGAGGUGUUUCAUCCAUCCAGUGUCAUGGACUGGGAAGAAAAGGAUCGAGACUUUCAGGCCAAAGUCAUGCAGCUAGAGAGACUGAAGGAACGAAAGCAACAAGAAUUAUUGGCCUUAGAAAAGAACUUGGAGGAGCAUCAGAAAAAGGAAGUGGAGCUUCAGACUGCAAAGAAGAUCAGUGCAGGACGGCUUCUAGAAAACCUCAAGCAGCAAGAGAAUAAGCUAGAAAAUGAAAUUCAUCGAAUACAACAAAAAAGAGAAGCAGAAAGGCUGAAGCUUGUAGAUCAACUCCAAGAAGUGGAAGAAACUGCACAGUCUGUGAUAUCUCAGCUAAUGGCCUUCAAUGCAUCAUGGGACUCAAAGCAACUUCAGCACCUGUUAGAAAUGGAACAGCAGGAAGAGCAGCACCUUCUCAAUGUUGCUCAAGCGAAGUACCAGUCAUACCAACGCAAGGAUAUAAUAAAUGCCAUGGAAGCUCUCUUAGAAGAGGAGUGUCUUCGAGAGAAAAAAUUAAGAGAAUAUGAAGAGGGACGAGCUGAAGUCACACGAACUCUGCUCAGUCAGCAAAUGGAGUCGGAUCAACAACUGGAAGACAUACUGAACACUCAGGGACAGGUUAAGACUGAGUUGGUGGGGCGCCUGCAGAAGGAUGAGGAAUUACAGCGUGCAGCAGUAGGGGCACUGCUGGAACGAGGUGAUGCUCGUAGUUGGAGCCUUGUGCAUCAGGUGGCACUAGUUGAGUCACAACUUGCUGCUCUAACAGCAGUAGAAAUGGAACGAAAGAAAUUGGAAAUGGAUGAACAAGUGAUGGAAUUAUCUGAAAAGAGGAUUGCACUGUCUAGUCUCUUGAUGGAUCUACUGUCCCAGCAGGCUGAACGUAGGCGGCAUUUACUGAACACACUCACAGAGAUGGAUAAACGACGCUGGAUAGGUGAAGAGGGACAGAGCGAAGACUUCUGGUUACGACAGUACCAGAGAUUGCUCAACUGCCGGCCAAAGUAUCUUGUAGAAGCAGAAAACACGUUAGAUCCAUUGCUUGUUCACCACCUUGUUGUGGCUGGUGUGAUUCACUAUUUGCCAUUUUUGGCAAGAUGGGUUAAUUCAACACAGACACUUAAAGAUGUUACAGAUACAGUGUUAGAGGAGACAGGUGUGACACAGUCUGAAAUUCGUACAGCAAUUCUGCAGGCCAUAAGGCUGUACCUGGAAGAGCAAGAUGUGUCAGCAAAGAAACUUGACGAGAGGUUGCAGACUCCCGGGACACACCGUGGGUCAGAACCUUCUGCACCUCCAUUAGAAGAGUUGGGGGAUGAUAGAAAUAUGAGCAGUGUUCCAGUUGCAGAAUGCGUUGUGUGCAUGGAUGAGAAGUGUGAAGUCAUCUUUGUGCCUUGUGGUCACAUGUGCUGCUGCAUCAAAUGUGCUGAGAUGGUGAUGGAGUGCCCCAUGUGCAGAAAUGUCAUCAACAAGAAAAUACGUGUCAUAUUGCCAUAACAACCUACAGUGACACUAUAUUAUGGAACAAGGCAGGAUGGGCAAAGUUUAGAACACUUUCACAUUACAAUAAGUUAGGAGGAGAGGGCAUGUUUUAACAUUAAAAGAAAAUCUUUUGUAACUCAUUAUCCCUUACUCUAAUUUUGGUAAUCUACAGACAGAUGACAUUCAGACUGGACAUGUUAUACAGUAAAUUUAUGAAGUAUUAGAACUGAUUAGUUUAGGAAAUUGAACAUAUCAAAAACAGAACAUAGUAUUUUCUGUUAAUAAAAUAUAAAACCAAGUUACAUUUUAUGUAGACCAUAAGUCAGGUGUAUAAACAUGACUUUAGUCUUAACUGAUCACAUGAACAGUGGGUGAUGCUACCAUCAAAUAUUCUUUCCUGCACUGACCUUUCCUCUAAAGUAACUGGUUUUGUUCAGUUGUAUUACUUUUUAAACAGUCUUCAUAUACACCUGAUAUUUUAUAAACAUACGUCUUUAAAAUUCUCUUAAUUAUCAGCACUAAUGAAAACCAGUGAAGUCUAAAUCACACUGUGCAAUGUUUAGGAAUUAUUCAUCGUGAAAAAGUAUGGUUAUCUACCUUAUAAGAAGAGUAAUUUUGUUUGUGUUGAACAAGAAAUUUAGUUUUAUCACUGCAUUAUUUUGGUACCUUGCAAAUAUUUUGAAUGUGAUGAAGUUUUGGUUAACAGGGAAAAUUGAUGUUGAACAUGGCAUAUUCAUUGCCAUACCAAAUUUAUAGGUUAUUCCUUUGGAAUACUGAGAUAUAAAUUACGUUGGAGACCACAGUCCUGUGAUUUUGAUAGAAAUGGUGUGCUGCCAAUUGAAGUACAUUUAUGUCCCAAUUAAAGUGUUUGCUGCAUUCCUGGAGAAUGUCUAAUACAAAAACACAUUAGCCAAGAUAUUUGUUCGUUGACUCAUUGCUGAAAGGGGGAAUAUGUUCCUAUGCAGUUAUUUUUCAGACUCUUUCAUUUAGAGGUGUAGUAGCAAUAGCAGCAGUAAUAGUAGUAAACCUUUUUAAUAGUGACAAAGUUCAAAUAUUAGGGAACACCAGAAACAAAUCAAAAUUUCCUAUAAAAAAAUACAAAUUAAAAUAUACAAAGCACAUUAAGGGAAGAACAUAGAUUUAGGAUGUUUGAGAACAGGGUGCUGAGGGGAGUAUUUGGACCGAAGAGGGAGGAAGUGAUAGACUGGAGUAAAUUGUGUAAUAAAAGUUUUGUAGAGUAUUAUUAAAGUAAUCAUAUGAAGAUAGAAAAUAAUAUGGGCAGCGCAUUGGGAAAGAUGGGAAAUGCAUAUAUAUGAACUUCAUUUGAAAACCUGAAGGGAAAAGACCUCUUGUUUAUACAAGAAAUGUUCUUAACUGCAAAUAUAAGAAAAUAUGCGAACUAAAUACACAUAAUUGGGAUAUAUCUGUACGUUGAGUGGUACACUGUUAGGAAUUGGAUUAUCUUUUUGCCUUUGCUGCUUUUUUAAACAUUUACUACCAACAUUGUCUUGUACAUAUUUUUCAGUGCCUCUUUGUUGUAAACAGUUUGCAAAAUUGCACAAGUUUUUAAAUGUAAGUAUGUGUGCAUCAGUUACACAAGCAAAUUUGCUUGCUUCUCCUAACUUCCCCAUAUAUAACAGAAUUUGACACGAACAUGUAAAAUGGAUUGAAAAAAGUGACCUUAAUCAACAAUAAAAGUAACAAGCCUUUUAAUGAUGCAUGUAUCAACACUGUAGAUUUUAAACUUAUAAUAUUUAUUGGUGCUGCAUAGCAAAUUGUGAGACAUUUACCAAAAGUUAUUUAUUUUUCUUUCAUACAUUAUAAAAAGUGUACAUGAAUUAAUCUUAGAAUGAUCUUAAUACAGCCACUGCAGUGAGUGAUAACACAGAAGAAGCACAAGUGCCAAGUAAAUAACACAAAAAAUAAUUUAUUUCCACUUUUGUAUCCUGCUGUGUGUGUGUGUGAAAAUGUGCAAGCAGGUGUCAUAACUUAAGGGCAUAAAUACAUCAAUGCCUCACAAAUAAAAAAUUGCCUUGAAUUUAAUAGAUGUUUUUGAUAACUCACAUUAGCAUAUUGCAAGAAGGAAUUAGGGUGCUGACAACAGAUUUCCUUUGUACUCUUACUUAAAUAUUUGAGGUUCUGUCAGAUGUUUUAAAUAUCGUUCAUAAUUGAUGAACACAGUUCCAAGACAAGAAAAAGGACUUCUUGCAGUGUAUUAACUGAUAAUUAAACUAUUACACUUUCAAUGUCA